Molecule: messenger RNA, 949 nt
Organism: Physcomitrium patens
Lineage: Eukaryota; Viridiplantae; Streptophyta; Bryopsida; Funariales; Funariaceae
Product: HVA22-like protein e
Source: RefSeq, a predicted model, not a curated record
UGGGAGCUCCACCCCGUUGCGGCCGAUCGCGUUGCUUUGCCAUGCUUUGCUUCGCAUGAAUUCGCCCGCAGGGAGGGACGUCAUCGCUGGCCCCCGGCAUUCACAGUCUCGCAUCUAUGUUGCUGUUGCGCUUUCUCUUGUCUGCGAGAGUGGAGUAGAGCCGCAGUUGAUUCAUCUUUGUUUUGGUUCUGUGUUAUUUUCACUUUUUGUUUUGGUUCUAGGUCUGAUUUGGUUCCCAUCUGGUCUGAUUCUGAGUAGAGAGGGAGUGGAGGCGCAGGGCGUGCGGCCCCAACGUUGAGAUGGGGUUGUUAUGGCCACUUUCUUUACGGAUUUACAGCUUGUCUGGGCCCGCGAUGAUGUUGAUAUACCCCUUAUAUGCAUCGAUCAUGGCUAUUGAGAGUGCCGACAAGGAGGAUGACCAGCAAUGGCUGACGUACUGGGUGCUGUACUCGUUGGUUUCGCUGAUGGAAAUGGCUGCAGGUCCAGUUCUGGCGUGGAUCCCUUUCUACUCGACACUCAAGCUCAUCGUUGCUUCGUGGCUCGUCUUGCCACAGUUCCGAGGUGGGAUCAUCUUGUAUCAGAAGUUUGUGAGUCCUUACUUGAAUGCUACCACUGGUGUCUCUGACCAGAAGCUUACCGAAGGGCAGCGGAAGUUGUUGGGUUCUAUCAGUUCUGAGACGCAGGCAUUGGUAUCAACUUACAUCAAGGAGAACAGAUCAGAUGCUUUUGAUAGGAUCAUGGAAAUAGCUGUCAAGGAUCUUAAUGAUAAUAAAGUAGAAGAGGUGAUGGAUAAGGAAUCUUCCUCAGAUCCGGAUUCAGAUUAAAUGCCGGUUAGGGUUGGACUGAGGGAUGUGAACUUGUCCUGUGUUUUCGUGAUAACACAUCUUUUGGAACAUUUUAGAAAUGAUUACUUAUUUUAAGUUGGGCUACAUUGUGCCCUUGUUUUUUA